UCUCUCUUUCUCUGUGUGUGUAAGAACACAGGAAGUGUAGUGGCUAUUACACAAACCACUGAACGCAGUCACUUAGCAGUGUGACAAAAUGGAGCUGUGGCCACGCAGUGUGAUGAUCUUGUUUAUUUCACUUAUCCAGGUUGGAAAAGCUCAAGCAGAUAAACCAGUUCUGACUGUGCAGCCAAAUUUAUCACAAAUAUUCAGAGGAGAGACGGUUACACUCUCAUGUAGAAUUUCAAGAGGAAGUGGACCAUACAGCUGGUACAAAAAUGGUGGUUUUAUGCAAAAGUCUGCUGAAAAGGACUACACUGUAAAAGUAUAUCAGAGUAACAGAUACAGUUGUUAUGGGUUUAAGAAUGGAUGGUCAACGGCUAUGAGUAAUGAAGUGACUCUCUCAGUGAUAGAGAGACCAAAAGCUGUUGUGACUCUGCAGCCUGGUGGAGAGAGAUUCAGUGGAGAGAAAGUCAUUUUAACAUGUGAAAUACGAGGACAUGAAGACACUGUGGAUGGGAAAUGGAUGUACAACUGGUAUAAAGAUGGUGUCCAACUUUCUGACCCUGUUGAGAACAGAGAAUAUUCAUUUACUGCUGUAGAGUCUUUCAGCGGUAAAUAUACCUGCAGUGGACAGAGAAAAAGCGACUCACAGACUUCAGAGACCAGCACUGCUGUUACACUCACUGUGUCAGAAAAACCUAAACCUAAACUCACAUCAAACCAUGAAGGAGAUGUACUGACAGGAAACUCAGUGACUCUGUCCUGUACACUGAAGCCACAGUCUGCUGGAUGGAAGUUUUACUGGAUCAAACCCACACAGAGCUCUGAGACUAAGACUGAAACAGACUCCUACACCAUCAGUUCAGUUAGAGUCUCUGAUGGAGGUCAGUACAGGUGCAGAGCUGGAAGAGGAAAUCCAGUCUACUACACAGACCACAGUGAUGCACUUUGGGUAAAUGUUUCUGAGAGUCCUAAAGCUGUGGUGACCAUAAAGCCUGACAAACAGGUGUUUAGAGGAGAGACUGUGACUCUCAGGUGUGAAAUACAGGGAGGAGGAGACACUGAGUGGACAUACAGCUGGUAUAAAAAUGAUGACGAACUCAACCGAGAACACAAAACACAGGAGUUCAGCCUCAGCUCAUUUAGAAAUGAAGACAGUGGUAACUACACCUGCAGAGGGAGGAGAAGCAGUGACACUCAGGGCUCAGAGAUCAGUGAUGCUGUUACUCUCACUGUAUCAGAUGUAGCAGAGGCAGUAGUGAGUGUGUCUCCAUUGAGCUGGCUGACUGAAGGAGAUUCAGUGAUUCUAAGUUGUGAGGUUAAACACUCCUCUGCAGGCUGGACAUUCAGCUGGUACACAUUUGCUUCCUACAGAGACAGUCAGGGUUUCAUCAGGUACAGAGCAUUGCUCCUCUCAGACAGCAGCAGAGGAUCUGGAGGCUCCUACACUCUCAGAUCUGUUACUCUGAAUCACACAGGAGUUUAUGUGUGCGGAGCAGAGAGAGGAGUCUUUCACACACCUUACAGCAAACUACAGCCACUGUGGAUCACUGGUGAAUCUCCUCCAGUGUCUCUGAUCAUCAGUCCGAGCAGAACUCAACACUUUACUGCUGACUCUCUCUCACUGAGCUGUGAGGACCAGAGUGACUCUACUGGAUGGACAGUGAGAAGAUACAAAUACAUUGAGGAAUUGGUCACUUGUUCAUCAGUUUCAGGAUCUACAUGUAACAUCAGCUCCCUCUCUACAUCAGACACUGGAGUUUACUGGUGUCAGUCUGAAUCUGGAGGACGCAGUAAUCCUGUCAACAUCACAGUGCACAAUGGUGCUGUGAUCCUGGACAGUCUUGUCCAUCCUGUUACUGAGGGACAUCCUCUGACUUUACGCUGUUUAUCUCACAGCAAAAUGAUCCCAGGCUCUGGUGUUGAUUUCUAUAAAGAUGUUUCCAUCCUCCAGUCCCAGACUACAGGAGAGAUGACCAUCAGUAGUGUCUCAAAGUCAGAUGAAGGUUUCUACCACUGUAAACACCCAGAGAGAGGAGAGUCACUGAAAAGCUGGGUUUCAGUCAGAUUGCAAAGUCCUGGGUCCAACACUGUACCAGUAGCUGUGGCUGUGGGACUGAGUUUGGCCUUGCUGUUCAUCAUCCUUUUACUGAUCCUGCUGUGGAAACACAAAUCCAACAAAGGAAAGGACAGAGGCAUACAGCAGAACAGCAAUCAGACACCAGGCCAGAGUCAGUCAGGAGCUGAGGAUUCUCAGUCAGGAAACACACCGCUUCAAACCGGAAGUGAACACAUUUAUGCCACCAUGGACAAUGCAGAUCAUGAUGCUGGACCCAGUGAUGUAACUUAUGCUGAGCUUGAACUGAAGCCACAGAAAAAAGCGAGGAAAAAACAAGUGAAAGCCAAUGUUGAACCUGAUACUGUUUACUCAGAGCUGAAGCAGAACACAAAGUCAGGAAGUGUAGAGGCUUUAACACAAGCCACUGAUCAGUCAGUCGUUUAUCAGUGUGACAGAAUGGAGCUGUGGUCACUCUGUGUGAUGAUCUGGUUUAUUUCACUUAUCCAAGUUGGAAAAGUUCAAGCAGAUAAUAAACCAGUUCUGACUGUGCAGCCAAACACACCACAAAUAUUCAGAGGAGAGACGGUUACACUCUCAUGUAGAAUUUCGGGAGGAAGUGGACCAUACAUCUGGUUCAAAGAUGAUGGUUUUGUUUACCGCUCUGCUGAAAAGGACUACACUAUAAAAGUAGAUCAGAGUAACAGAUACAGUUGUUAUGGGUUUAAGAAUGGACGGUCAACAGCAAGAAGUAAUGAAGUGACUCUCUCAGUGAUAGAAAAACCUAAACCUAAACUCACAUCAAACCAUGAAGGAGAUGUACUGACAGGAAACUCAGUGACUCUGUCCUGUACACUGAAGCUACAGUCUGCUGGAUGGAAGUUUUACUGGAUCAAACCCACACAGAGCUCUGAGACUGAAACAGACUCCUACACCAUCAGUUCAGUUAGAGUCUCUGAUGGAGGUCACUACUGGUGCAGAGCUGGAAGAGGAAACCCAGUCUACUACACAGACUACAGUAAUGCACUCUGGGUAAAUGUUAUUGAGAGGCCUAAAGCUGUGGUGACCAUAAAGCCUGACAAACAUGUGUUCAGAGGAGAGACUGUGAUUCUCAGGUGUGAAAUACAGGGAGGAGGAGACACUGAGUGGACAUACAGCUGGUAUAAAAAUGAUGACAAACUAGUCCAGAUAACACAGGAGUUCAGCCUCAGCUCAGUUAGAAAUGAAGACAGUGGUAACUACACCUGCAGAGGGAGGAGAAGCAGUGACACUCAGACCUCAGAGAUCAGUGAUGCUGUUACUCUCACUGUAUCAGAAAAACCUAAACCUAAACUCACAUCAAACCAUGAAGGAGAUGUACUGACAGGAAACUCAGUGACUCUGUCCUGUACACUGAAGCUACAGUCUGCUGGAUGGAAGUUUUACUGGAUCAAACCCACACAGAGCUCUGAGAAUGAGACUGAAACAGACUCCUACACCAUCAGUUCAGUUAGAGUCUCUGAUGGAGGUCAGUACUGGUGCAGAGCUGGAAGAGGAACCCCAGUCUACUACACACAAUACAGUGAUUCACUCUGGGUAAAUGUUACUGAGAGUCCUAAAGCUGUGGUGACCAUAAAGCCUGACAAACAUGUGUUCAGAGGAGAGACUGUGACUCUCAGGUGUGAAAUACAGGGAGGAGGAGAAGCUGAGUGGACAUACAGCUGGUAUAAAAAUGAUUAUAAACUCUACCGAGAACACAAAAUACAGGAGUUCAGCCUCAGGUCAGUUAGAAAUGAAGACAGUGGUAAAUACACCUGCAGAGGGAGGAGAAGCAGUGACACUCAGGGCUCAGAGAUCAGUGAUGCUGUUACUCUCACUAUAUCAGAUGUAGCAGAGGCAGUAGUGAGUGUGUCUCCAUCGAGCUGGCUGACUGAAGGAGAUUCAGUGACUCUAAGCUGUGAGGUUAAACACUCCUCUACAGGCUGGACAUUCAGCUGGUACACAAAUGUUCCCUACAGAGACAGUCAGGGUUUUAUCAGGUACAAUAGAACGCUCCUCUCAGACAGCAGCAGAGGAUCUGGAGGCUCCUACACUCUCAGUCCUGUUACUCUGAAGCACACAGGAGUUUAUGUGUGCAGAGCAGAGAGAGGAGUCUUUCACACACCUUACAGCAAACUACAGCCACUGUGGAUCACUGGUGAAUCUUCUCCAGUGUCUCUGAUCAUCAGUCCGAACAGAACUCAACACUUUACUGCUGACUCUCUCUCACUGAGCUGUGAGGACCAGAGUGACUCUACUGGAUGGACAGUGAGAGGAUACAGAUACAAUGAGGAAUUGUUCAACUGUUCAUCAGUUUCAGGAUCUACAUGUAACAUCAGCUCCCUCUCUACAUCACACACUGGAGUUUACUGGUGUCAGUCUGAAUCUGGAGGACGCAGUAAUCCUGUCAACAUCACAGUGCACAAUGGUGCUGUGAUCCUGGACAGUCCUGUCCAUCCUGUGACUGAGGGACAUCCUCUGACUUUACACUGUUUAUCUCACAGCAAAAUUAUCCCAGGCUCUGGUGUUGAUUUCUAUAAAGAUGAUUCCAUCCUCCAGAACCAGACUACAGGAGAGAUGACCAUCAGUAGUGUCUCAAAGUCAGAUGAAGGUUUCUACCACUGUAAACACCCAGAGAGAGGAGAGUCACUGAAAAGCUGGGUUUCAGUCAGAUUGCAAAGUCCUGGGUCCAACACUGUACUAGUAGCUGUGGCUGUGGGACUGAGUUUGGCCUUGCUGUUCAUCAUCCUUUUACUGAUCCUGCUGUGGAAACACAAAUCCAACAAAGGAAAGGACAGAGGCAUACAGCAGAACAGCAAUCAGACACCAGGCCAGAGUCAGUCAGGAGCUGAGGAUUCUCAGUCAGGAGGUGAACACAUUUAUGCCACCAUGGACAAUGCAGAUCAUGAUGCUGGACCCAGUGAUGUAACUUAUGCUGAGCUUGAACUGAAGCCACAGAAAAAAGCAAGGAAAAAACAAGUGAAAGCCAAUGUUGAACCUGAUACUGUUUAUUCAGAGCUGAAACAGAACACAUAGGUACCAAUCAGAUGCCUGAUUGAGCCUGUCAGCUCACACUGGAUCCCAACACAGCUAAUGAACACUUGUUUGACAAGAUCAGAGCGGUGACCAGCAUUGUAACUAUCUAGUCAUAUCCUGACCAUCUAGACAGAUUUGAGACUGUAUACCAAGUGCUGUGCAGAGAGAGUGUGUGCAGACCGUGCUACUGGGAGGUUGAAUGGAGCGGAUUUGGUGGAAUUGAAAUAACUGUGUCAAAUAAAAGUAUUAGCAGGAAAGGAACAGGUAAUGAAUGUAGGUUUGGGAAUAACAAUCAGUCUUGGAGUUUAUACUGUUCUCCAUUCAAAUGUUCAUUCUGGCACAAUGACAAACAAUCUAAAAUCUCCAAAAGACACAAUGCCUCUAUAAUAGGAGUGUAUGUAAAUUACAGGGCAGGAUCUCUAUCCUACUAUAGUGUCUGGACUUUGUCAAACUACAUUCACUCAGCCUCUCUACCCAGGGUUUUAUGUUUUCUCAGAAUCAACAGUAAAAGUUUUGCAACCCAUAUUCUAAAAAAUGGCUCUGUGCUUAUGUAGCACUUAUAAAUUGAUCUAAUGUCCAUGUUACUACAAUAAAUUUGAAAAGUUAAUUACUGUACUUGUUUUUAGUUAAUGAGUUAUCAUAAACUUGUCAUUAUUUACAUAUUUACUGCUCGUUGAACGUACAUAUUUUACCUAGGAAAUUUUGCAAUUAAUUAUAUCAACAUAUAUUUUUUUUAAUUCUAAAAUGACCCUCUCAGUGUAUACUAAAGAAAAGUCUGUUCUGCGAGAAUCCUAUAGUUUAUUAUUCAUUUUUACCUGUGUAGCCCAGAUGGCUGAAUAACUAUCAUGUUUAUCUUUUUUGAAUUUAAAAUUUGAAUUUGAUUUUCGUUGCAUAAAUAAUAUUUAUUGAAAUUAUAUUGUAGCUUUUCUGUUUAAUUCUUUUGUAUAACAAUCUCAUACCAGAAUACAAACAGUUUAAUUUUCCCAUAGUUCUAAAACAGUUUUAAUAAACAUUUUCAGUGGUUUAAUAAUGCUUUAUUUUGUAGCCCAAUGAUCAAAUUGUGAUAUUUUUUGGUUUCUUUGUUUUUUAAAUUUACAGAUUUGUGUUUGAUAAUCUGUGUCCAACAACCAAUGAUUAUAAUAUGUAUCUUUAAAUAUGUAAUUUAUAAUGACAAUAACUUAUCAUGCACAGAAACUGCAAAAAAAGAGUUUAUCAGGAUAAAGGACUUAUCCUGUAUAUACAUCCAUCCACAUUAUACCAUUUUAGAUGUGAUUAAAACUUUACCCCAUGCAGUGCACAGACGAGUGAGGUCUUGUUUGAAGAGGUAAUGCCUAAUAACCACAGUCAGAGGAACUACAGACACUGGAAUUACAGGACCUGAGAGCCAAAAUAGCACAUUUGGCCAUCUUCUCCUAGUGAAGUGAUGGUAUCCUCUCCUGUUACUGUCAGUUACAGUGACUCUAACCAAUUCUGGGCAUCUGUAAGCUCAUAUAUGCAGAAGAGGGCAGAUAGAGUUCUCCUCCUAGUGUCUUGCAUUGCUCUUUGCUGCAGCCUAAACUGAAGGUAAAAAGUCUUCAUAUGUCUCAGAGAAAGCACAUAUUAGCACUUCCUAUUGGUAGCUGUUAAAGCAUAUUAAGGACAGCUGGCUGGUGAGUCUUCUUUAGAUUGAAUCAAAUUUUGGCUUGUGAUUUGUUCCUAGGGCUUAAAUGUUGAUGACAAUUGUUUACUUCCUGUAAGGUGAAGAAAAAAAAGUAUGCGAUUGGUUCAUUUGUGAAAAUGGGAACUUUUCUAAAAGUGUAUAGUUUGUGUAGGUUUUGUUAGAGAUGGUGAAACAGAGUAUUUGUGAUUGUGGGUUUUGAAUCUUUUAUCUGAUUGAUUGAUGGUCUUGUUAUUUUUUUUUAAAUUACAUUUUAUUCUGUAGGGAAAGAGGUUUUGCACCUUUUCUUCAGUAUAAAGACAGUCUACCAUCUUCAGGAUCUGUGUUAAUUUGAGGUCACUGUCUCUCUGAAAAAGUGAAAAGUUAAUACUAUGCUUUCAGAGAUCAUUUCUAAAAUGUUUAACUUGGGAACAUGAGUUGAAAGUGUUUCAUCUCUCUAACCAUGAUUAGGAGUUUUGAUGUACUCUUUUGAACAUGAAUCAGAUUUAAGCUACUUAUUUUUCUUCAGUGUUUACCUUUAAUCAAUGUUCUGUGUAGGAUGCAGAGUACAUGAUGUGAGAGGUACAGUAGAAAGUUUGAGACAAAAAUGAAGUUUUGAUUUAUAAGAUAGUAUGCACCGUUCAGGCAUAACAUUAUGAACAGUGAGAGGUGAAGUGAAUAAGACUGAUUAUCUCCUCAUCAUGGCACCUGUUUGUGGGUGGGAUAUAUUAGGCAGCUAGUGAACAUUAAGGAAUAAUGGUCAAGUGUAAGGAUUUGAGCGAGUUUGACAAGGGCCAAAUUAUGAUGGCUAGAUGACUGGAUCAGAGCAUCUCCAAAACUGCAGCUCUUGUGGGGUGUUCCUGGUCUGCAGUGGUCAGUAUCUAUCAGAAGUGGUCCAAGGAAGGAACAGUGGUGAACUGGUGACAGAGUCAUGGCAGCCAAGGCUCACUGAUGCAUGAGGAGGGGGAAGGCUUGCCCAUGUGAUCCGAUACAACAGUUGAGCUACUGUUGCUCAAAUUGCUGAAGAAGUUAAUGCUGGUUCUGAUAGAAAGGUGUCAGCAUAUACAGUGCAUCACAGGCCAGGGCUGUUUUGGCAGCAAAAGGAGGACCAAAACAAUAUUAGGCAGGUGGUCAUAAUGUUAUGCCUGGUCAUUGAAGGUUAAUGUAUCUGCUUAAGAGGGCUGUGGAAUAAUGCUUCAAGGCUGUUUUUUUUUUUUUUAUCUUUUAGCCUGUUGAUCAAAGGUUUCUCUUCAUCUGUUUGAUUUAACCAGUAUCUUCACUUUGCUACCCAAACUCAUUUAAAGC
Hemibagrus wyckioides is the source of this 8045-nucleotide messenger RNA. RefSeq names its product Fc receptor-like protein 5. Gene Ontology annotation, molecular function: transmembrane signaling receptor activity. The transcript is spliced from 30 exons. Gene Ontology annotation, biological process: cell surface receptor signaling pathway. NCBI's taxonomy places the organism in Eukaryota, Metazoa, Chordata, Actinopteri, Siluriformes, Bagridae. The coding region runs from base 89 to 5104 and encodes 1671 amino acids. The record is from RefSeq and is a predicted model, not a curated record.